GUCGCGCACAAUUCAACCGGGUUUAUGAUCGUUGAAUUGAAAUCAUUUGAUUUUUCACACGGAAUUUUUAUUCAUAUUUUAGAACGACAGCUGGAUUCCCUGUUCCUGCAAUGGAGUCCCCGGACUGGGGCAGCCCGAGCUGUGUGGACCCUGAGGGGUCGCCAGGUUUGCAGGACUUUGUCUCUCGGCUGUCCCUGCCCCCUAGCCCUGGCCCCAGCCUCCCUGAGCAGGACAGUGUGACUCAGCGGCUUGCUUACUUCUGCAGGGAGGCAGCACUGCUGGGUAUCUCCCCACUCUGUGAGGAGGACAGCUUUGGCAGCCCCCUGUCGUCACGGCAACCAGACCUCUGGGCACUGGUGACCUGCGCCUGUUCCCUGCUGCAGCUCUACCACGAGACCAGUGCCAAACUGGGAACAUUGGAGAACCAGUGGAAGAAAACCAGCAGCGAGAGAGACUACCUGAAGAGCUGCCAGACCAAACUGCAGGGACAGCUGGAUUACGCUGAGCACGAGAUCGCCGCCCUGCAGGCCAGAGAGAGGCAGCUGGUCGGCCAGAGCAGGAGCCUGCAGAGCCUGGUGAAGAGCGAGAAGGAGGAGAACGUGAAGCUGCAGAGCGUGGUCGCGAGCCGGGCCACACAGCACAGCCACGAGAUGAAACGCAAGGAGCAGCAGCUGGGAAAGAUGAAGGAGAAACUGAGCGACAAGAAGGACCGGCGCUGCACCAUAGACAUUCUGAACCCUGUGGGCAGAUCAGACGGGAGGAGAGCCACCUGGAGGACCGGGAGGACUGAGUGCAAGAAGGACGAGGAGAUGUUCCGCAGCCUCAUCAUCUCCCUGGAGAGGCAGCUGAAGGAGGCUGUGCUGGAGAGCCUGGAGCUAAAGGGAGUGCUGGAGCAGCUGAGGAGAGACAUGAGCAGAGUGCUGAGAGACAGGGAGAGCAGUGUCGGGGUGAGGAGGGACAGGGAGAGCGGUGUGGGGGUGAGGAGGGACAGGGAGAGCGAUGUGGGGGUGAGGAGAGACAGGGAGAGCGGUGUGGGGGUGAGGAGGGACAGGGAGAGCGAUGUGGGGGUGAGGAGGGACAGGGAGAGCGGUGUGGGGGUGAGGAGGGACAGGGAGAGCGAUGUGGGGGUGAGGAGGGACAGGGAGAGCGGUGUGGGGGUGAGGAGGGACAGGGAGAGCGGUGUGGGGGUGAGGAGGGACAGGGAGAGCGAUGUGGCGGAGAGAGAUUGGACGGGGGGAGAGAGACCCCUCUAUUUGUCAUGUCUGUUCUCUAUCUAUCAGGUGCUGCUGGAAGAGGAGGAAGGGGAGGGGCUAAGCAGAGAAGAGCUCAACCAGUCACAGGCAGUGGCCCGGGAUCAGCUGACCCACAGCGUGCGACAGCAGUGGCGCAGCCUGAAGAGGAGAGUGGAGGAGCUGGGAGGACUGGGAGCACUGGCUGCCAGGCAGGCUCCCCUGUCGGCCCCCCUGGGUGGGACGGACCAGGAGAAGGAGAUGGCUCGGCUGCAGGUGGAGAUCGAGCAGAGCCGGGAGCUCAUCAGCAUGCAGCAGGAUCUCCUGCAGGAGGGAGCCCUGUCUCUCCCCUCCUCGUUGCGGGACUCCUAUAUCCUGGAAGAGUGUGAGAGGAUGAGGGAGCAGUGGGAGAUGUUUCAGGAGCAGAAGAGUCGAUUCGAGAGGGAGAGGAGGAGCUUCACUGAGGCAGCCAUCAGACUGGGGCACGAGAGGAAGCGUUUCGAUGAGGAGCGGGCGUCUCUCCUGCAGCAGCAGUUCUUCAACCUCUCCCCCUUCCAGGAUCAGAGAGAAGCUCCACGCUGGAACAAACGAGCCCCCUGCAGCCAGCCCUCUCCAGAGCAGGAGUCUCAUCGGCAAGGGGUCUCUGUCCCAACUCUGCACCUGCCUGCUAGCUCCCAGACCCCUGUAUCCGGGUUUAAGUAUGGCUUGCCAGGGAGGGUGUCCACCCCCAGCACUGCUGAGCUAUACCGCUCCCUGAGUCUCAUUCACCAGCCCAGACCGGGCACAGUGAUGGACACGGGGAGCCAGGUGGCCGCAGACACACCCUGGAGGAACAAGGGGCGACUGAACCCCCCUCCACACAUGGACUGCUCCUUCUGACUCCCUACCCUGUGCAACACAUGGACCAGACCGGGAGUCAGUUAGAAUUGUAUUUCCAGUCCCAGCAGCUUUGCUCACUGCAGUUCUGAUCACAAAUACAAAUUGAACCAAAGUUAUUCUGUGUUAGCAAAGCAGAUUGUAUGUCUAAAUAUGUUUAUUGUGUACAGAUAUUAAUAAAGUGCUAGUCUGUUGUAAUGCAGCUUUGUUCAUUUCAAAUGUGUGUAAUGCUGAGUUUACUGGAGAUGCAUUGUUGACAUUAAAAUUGAUUCCAAUACCCCUGCUUGGUAGCUGCAGUUUGGUCUGGCAGUUCUUCACAAAGUGAUUACAAACAUUACAAAAUGAUUUACAUAAAAAUAAAAAAUCUCCACAUUACUAAAAACUAGGAAAAGCAAAGGUGUUUUUAGCAGUGCUUUGCAUUUCUCAAAAAAAUGAGCGCCUCUCUCAACUUGUGCCAAUGAGUCGUAAAGUGGAGGAGCAUUAUUUCAGAAACUCUGACCUCCCAGUGACACGCCUGGGCGAGGGAACAGCCAGCACCCCCCAGAGUGACACGCCUGGGCGAGGGAACAGCCAGCACCCCCCAGAGUGACACCCCUGGGCGAGGGAACAGCCAGCACCCCCCAGAGUGACACGCCUGGGUGAGGGAACAGCCAGCACCCCCCAGAGUGACACGCCUGGGUGAAGGGAACAGCCAGCACCCCCCAGAGUGACACGCCUGGGUGAGGGAACA
This is a messenger RNA of Polyodon spathula (Mississippi paddlefish), 2835 nucleotides long. RefSeq names its product afadin- and alpha-actinin-binding protein A-like. Lineage: Eukaryota; Metazoa; Chordata; Actinopteri; Acipenseriformes; Polyodontidae. The coding region runs from base 111 to 2108 and encodes 665 amino acids. The record is from RefSeq and is a predicted model, not a curated record. The transcript has 14 exons.